UUGUUUGGACUCAUAACGCUGUGUUUCUUCAGUACAAUAUUAGCUACCAUUAUCUUCUGAUAUUGAAUAUUAAAUAACACUAAUAAGAGUAAUAUUAUGUUAACUAUGACCUUUUUGAUAUUUGCUGGAGGAAAAACAAAUGUUGCUUAGCUCUGUGCCGUUUAUGUCUUGAUGGGGAAUCCAUAAACAAAUAAGGGUUGCCAUGUUUUGUCAUUUUCCAUGCAUGCGGAUUAGUAUUUUGCUUCACCCUAGAUUUCCACCCCCAGGAAAGUCAUUGGAUACACCCUGGCCACCCCACUGUAAAAGUUCUGGCUAUACCCCUGGUGAUAAAUGAAGAAUUGUCAAGAAAUGUAGAAAAAUUACAUUUCGGGUAUGCAGACCUCUAUAAAGAAAUGAAGUUAUUGAAGCCCUGAGGUAAAUUAGACAAGGACAGAUUCUUGGUAGGCUAAUGAGUGGCUGGGCAGAGCAGUAAUUAGAGGCAGUUACAGUCUGUGCACACAAAUACACACACACACGCGCACACCGGUUCCUCUACUCUGUCUCUCCUCCCUGUUUCUCACGUCUAUACUACACGACUCAGACAACCAACAGUCAGUCGUUACAGCGAGGCACAGGAAACAGCGAGAGGAAGCUUUAGCGUCGUUAAAACUUUCAUUUCGACCGAACUACAGCGUCAUUAUCCUUCAUCAUAUAUCAAAAAUACCUGAGUCUUUUUACGUGCGUUUCUUUAACGCGAGUUAUGGAGCAGCUGUUACAGAUGUUUGAUCAAACUUAAUUGAGGAGGAAAUCACACACUGUGCCGGUUCCCUGUGUCGACGGGUUUUAUUGUUUGUUUGUUUGUUUGUUUUGUUUUUAUCAAAGUUUUGUUUUGUUUUGUUUUUACUGGAUAUGAGAUUUGUGUAAGGACGAAUUUGAAGCAUCUUUAAUAUAGAUAUUUUAUCGACUCGGCUGAAAUGCACAGUUUCUGACAGAGAAACAGAAAUGGGAAAUCCUCUAACAGUCUUCCUGGGCUCAGGGUAAGAGCGACUCAAUGAUGAUCCCAAACAGUGCAUGUGAAAAUGUCACGCACAUCGAAGUGCAAAAGAACCCUGGGAACCUGGUGGUCAGUGCCAUCAUGUUUCUUGCUGGUGUGGUGGGCAAUCUGCUAGCUCUGGCCAUUCUCGGGGUCCACCAAAAAGAACGACGGACCAAAUCCAAUGUCUUCUGCAUCCUAGUAACAGGACUUGCUGUGACAGAUCUAGCAGGGACGUGCUUGCUCAGUCCACCGGUGUUUGUGUGCUAUGCUCAUGCUACCUCCCUGGUGGGCUUAACUGGCGGCAUGCAUCUCUGUGGCUCCUUUGCCUUCGCCCUGACCUUCUUUGGUCUGGCAUCCAUGCUGAUCCUGUGUGCCAUGGCAGUGGAGCGGUGCCUGGCCAUCAGCCACCCAUAUUUCUACUCCAAGCACGUACGGCGCCACUUCGCCAAAGUUGCGCUAAUCCUUAUCUACCUUUUUACAGGUGCUUUCUGCCUGCUGCCCAUCUUUGGCAUUGGCCGCUACAAGCAGUACUGUCCUGGCACAUGGUGCUUUAUUAAAAUGGAGGCUGGGAAUGAGGAUCAGGAAGAGGGGAGGCGCACACUCGCCUUCUCCCUCUCUUAUUCUCUGUUAAUGGCCUUGCUCAUUGCUGUUGUCUUUGUCUGUAAUGGCUCAGUCAUCGUCAGUCUGUGCCGAAUGCACCGAAGCCAGAUCACACGCCGAGGUUCUGUGGUCUCGACAGGGCGCAAGAAAAGGCUUAGCACCUGGUUUGGCCAGGGUGAGGAGGAGAUGGACCACCUGCUGCUGCUGGCCUCCAUGACUAUCAUCUUUGUCAUCUGCUCCUUGCCUCUCACUAUAUUUGGCUUCGUCAAUGCCAUCAGCCAAGGAUCAGGCAAUGACAAAAGGAACCUCCUGGCAUUCCGUUUCUCUGCCCUCAACCCCGUGGUAGACCCCUGGGUCUUCAUCAUCUUCCGCAAGUCCAUCUUCCAGCAUGUGCGCGCACUCUUACAUUGCCGAUUCAGCAAGGCGGCAGUGAAGAACACAGCCCAAGAUGGCCUCUCGCAUCGCUUAGAGAGCAUGGUGCCUGCAGAGUCCACUGCUCUCCAGAGCAAAAUUUUCAGUGACAUCCCUCAGUGA
Ictalurus furcatus (blue catfish) is the source of this 2149-nucleotide messenger RNA. RefSeq names its product prostaglandin I2 receptor (gene ptgir). Gene Ontology annotation, molecular function: prostacyclin receptor activity; thromboxane receptor activity. Gene Ontology annotation, cellular component: plasma membrane. The record is from RefSeq and is a predicted model, not a curated record. Gene Ontology annotation, biological process: inflammatory response; negative regulation of smooth muscle cell proliferation; adenylate cyclase-activating G protein-coupled receptor signaling pathway. The transcript has 3 exons. Bases 1031 to 2149 code for a protein of 372 amino acids. Lineage: Eukaryota; Metazoa; Chordata; Actinopteri; Siluriformes; Ictaluridae.